ACUGAAUAAAAGUAAACAAACUCUCAUUGUAAGAAAAGUGUGAUUAUACGUUUUCAAUGUGUUUUUGCAUAAAAUUGUUGAAAGAUUAUAAUUAAAAACGCUGAUUUUGCCAAUAAAUUUAAAAGUGUCAAAUUUUAACCAAAAGUUAAAAAUUUCGCCGUCUUGUCUACGGCCUUAGCCUUUCUAUUUCCUAUUUUUUAUAUUUCUUCCACUAAAAACUGAGUUUUUAGAUUCACUUGAAAAAUGUCACCACCAAAAGCAAAACUACAUCGGAAUACCGGAAAACUGAAGUCUAUACCAAAAACAUCGAGUGGAUCAAUUCCUGCAAGUCAAGUCUCAACCAGCGAUGUUACAGAAAUCUGUACAAGAGGACCUGAUGAGCAAUUCGAGUUGGAGCUAUAUUGGUGUAUUCAACAGUUGGAGAAUUCACUAAAUAUUCCUCACACACAAGAGAAUAAAAAGAAAAUGGUAGACACGACAAAAUUGAUUAAUUUGCUCAAGUCCCCCAACCAACCGUUGGUCAAAAAACGUCAAAUCAUGCGAACAAACUUCGGGAAUUAUCGAACAAAGAUGGCCGAGGAAGAGAAAUCAAUGGCUCUCAAUCCGGAAAGUGUGAAAUUCGAUGUCACGAAAAAUAAACCGAAAUAUCACUUUGUUAAGAAAGCAGCUUCCCUCAAUAGUACAAAUGAUUUUCGGUUAAAUUUCUCUAAUAUACUGAUAACAGACGAGCAAUCAGAAAGCGACGAAAAAUUGAAAACGGAACCAGAUUGUAUAUCUACACUCAAAAUAGUUACAACGUCCGGAAAUUCUUUCAAAUUUAAUUUUUCCAUGGAAAACCAGUAAUGUAAUAAUAAAAACAAUCUAAUAUUA
Molecule: messenger RNA, 870 nt
Organism: Topomyia yanbarensis
Lineage: Eukaryota; Metazoa; Arthropoda; Insecta; Diptera; Culicidae
Product: UPF0488 protein CG14286
Exons: 2
Coding region: 244-843 (199 amino acids)
Source: RefSeq, a predicted model, not a curated record